Henningerozyma blattae CBS 6284 is the source of this 1617-nucleotide messenger RNA. RefSeq names its product putative GTPase MTG2 (gene MTG2). The transcript has a single exon. The record is from RefSeq and is a predicted model, not a curated record. Bases 1 to 1617 code for a protein of 538 amino acids. Gene Ontology annotation, molecular function: GTPase activity; magnesium ion binding; GTP binding. NCBI's taxonomy places the organism in Eukaryota, Fungi, Ascomycota, Saccharomycetes, Saccharomycetales, Saccharomycetaceae. Gene Ontology annotation, cellular component: mitochondrion.
AUGAACUUUAGACUACUACUACUAAAGAGAUCUUACUCGGUAAAAAUACCAACCAAUGCUCCAACAGUCUCAGAAAAUGAACAGUGGUUAAAUCAUCUAACACAAUUGGCUAAAUAUAAAAGAAGAGAUAAUAAUGGUCAUUCAAGAUUAAAUCAGUUUAGAAGUUCUAAAUCCUUAAUAAAUGUGCCUUAUGAAAUCCAACCAAUUGAUGAAGCAAAGGAUUAUAUAACUGUUAAAUCGCCUAUAGAAAACUUCACUUCAAUGAGGUAUCUACAAUCACCAAAUUCUUCAACCCAUCAUUCGUCAGAACAAGGAAAUUUUGUAGAUUUGAAAAUUAUUCGAUGUAAAAGUGGAAAAGGUGGAGAUGGUGCUGUCUCAUUCUUUAGAGAUGCAGGUAGAGCUAUUGGUCCACCGGAUGGUGGUGAUGGCGGUGAUGGUGGAAGUGUCUAUAUCCGUGCUGCUACUGGCAUCAAUUCGUUAUCGAAUAUAAAGACAACAUAUUUUGCGGGGUCGGGUAGUAAUGGUACUAGUAAACAACUAGAUGGCCAAAGGGGGAAAGACAUUAUGAUAACGGUACCCACUGGUACAAUCGUACGUUGGUGUGUCGAUCCAAAGCAAGUUCGUGACUUGAUAAAAAAGAGUAAUGACAGUACUUCCAUACAAUCAAUAUUACAUGAAAAAAAAGUUAGUCUAGAAUGCACUUCAGAAAUUGAUAGAGAUGAUGGUGAAAUCCCAUCAAGUAUUCAAUUGUUUAGAGAUAAUAAAGAACCAGGUGAUGGCUGGAUUUUUAAAGAGAGCGAUAAAGAAUAUCAUUUGGGUAAAGAAUGGUUUCAAAAAUUAAAUAAAAAAGUAAAAUUAUAUGACGCUAUGUUAUUUGAUGAGGAAUUGGCAAAUGAUAGAUUUCCUUGGUUGGGUUUAGAUCUUAGUGUUCCAACAGAGGAGCCAAUCUGUUUACUAAAGGGAGGAAAGGGGGGUUUAGGGAAUAUGCAUUUUUUAACAGAUAUGAUUAGAAAUCCAAAGUUCGCUUUGAUCGGAAGACAAGAAUUAGAGAGUUCGUUUUUACUGGAAUUAAAAUCUUUGGCAGAUAUUGGUCUUAUCGGUUUCCCAAAUGCAGGUAAAUCAACUAUCUUAAAUAAAAUUUCUAAUGCAAAACCAAGAAUUGGUCAUUGGAAAUUUACUACGUUGGUCCCAACAAUCGGAACAAUUUCUACUGCUAUUGGUGAGCCCAGCUUUACAGUUGCUGAUAUUCCAGGGAUAAUUGAAGGUGCAUCAGAUAAUAAAGGUAUGGGCUUGGAAUUCAUCCGUCAUAUCGAGCGUUCUAAAGGAUGGGUAUUUGUUGUUGGAUUAGAUAGUAAAGACCCGUUGAAUGAUUUAAAAAUUCUUAUGGAGGAGCUUGGAGGUGCUGAAAAGAUUAAGUCAAAAAAUAUUUUGGUUGUUUGCAACAAAGCUGACUUAACAAUCUCAAAAUUAGAUCCAACCGAAAAAUUUGUUCCUAUUAAUAAUUUCUGCAAAGAAAAUGGAUGGGAGUGUUUGCCAAUCAGUGCCUUAAAUGAAGAAAACAUUGACAUUCUUAAAAUUAAAAUGAAACAAUGUAUUAGUAAGGACUCAAAAUUAUAG